AUGAAAUCUUUCUCCAUUUUAUUUCUUCUAGUUUCUAUUCCACAUAUCAUCUGCCAACAACCACUUCCACUGUCACAAUCUCCCAGUUAUUAUGGAGAAUUUCAUGGAUCCAACCUUGGUUAUCCCCCUGUUCCCAAUCUGCUCCCUCAGUUCCAAGCAAUGAAUCUUUACGGAGCAACAACUGAACCAAGAAGAGCAAUUCCAAAACAAGCAGAUGGGACGGACUGUCCAAUGCCACCAGAAUGUGGAUGUCUUUGUGGAAGAAGUGGUGGAAGAAAGAAGAGAGAAGCUGUCGAAUUCUGGAAAAAUACAGAAGAACCUGAAUCUGAGAUCAGAUGUACUUCUGGGAAGUUGAGAAGAGUUGUGGAAUUGGCGAUUUCGAAUGCAGAUCAAGCAGGAAUACAGUUUGAUCUUGGAGUGAACACUCUUCAAAAUUAUGUUCUUUUCUGUCAAGCUGAGAAAUUCAAAAAUCUUCAAUUCUCCACAGACUCCACAAAGUACUGUCACGUAUCACGUGGACCUGUCAACUGUCUCAUCAUUCAACAUUGA
This is a messenger RNA of Caenorhabditis remanei, 549 nucleotides long. RefSeq lists its product as uncharacterized. The coding region runs from base 1 to 549 and encodes 182 amino acids. The transcript has 3 exons. NCBI's taxonomy places the organism in Eukaryota, Metazoa, Nematoda, Chromadorea, Rhabditida, Rhabditidae. The record is from RefSeq and is a predicted model, not a curated record.